Molecule: messenger RNA, 838 nt
Organism: Wallemia mellicola CBS 633.66
Lineage: Eukaryota; Fungi; Basidiomycota; Wallemiomycetes; Wallemiales; Wallemiaceae
Product: ribosomal protein L5
Exons: 1
Coding region: 1-804 (267 amino acids)
Biological process (GO): translation
Cellular component (GO): cytosolic large ribosomal subunit; ribosome
Molecular function (GO): RNA binding; structural constituent of ribosome
Source: RefSeq, a predicted model, not a curated record
AUGUUAAGUCGUACAGCUGCGAUACUAAGACAGCAGCCUUCUUUCUACGUCGGCGCUACACACCAACCAAGGCUGAAAUCCCACUAUGAAAACACUCUAGCACCUGCACUACUUUAUAUGAACUACAACGCUAGGGAUCAGCCCCAGACUAAGCCAUUGCCGUCUUGGGACGCUCAAGACCCUUACACUGCUCACCGUCAACAACCACGCCCUCGCGGUAACCGAGAUCCCCUCCCAAAUCCAACUGUACCAUCAGCAAAGAAGAACAUCAAAUUAGAGAAAGUCAUAAUACAUACAAUGGUAAAAGAAUCUAUAGUAAACAAAGGCGCUCUUUUGUCAGCUAUUAUGGCAUUACAAUCAAUCUCAGGCCAAGCUCAACACUCCGGUGGUGAUUUUAACACCACAGGUGUAACAGUUUGCAAAGCACGCAAAGGUGUAGCUCAAUGGAAAAUUCGUCAAGGAAUGCCUCUCUCCGUCAAAGUUGAACUUACAGGCGACAAAAUGUACGACUUUGUCGACGCACUCACCGAGUUCGUCUUACCCCGUAUGAGAGACUUUAGUGGUGUUUCCCUCCCACCAGUCAGUGCAGAUCCAAAAUCUCCUUCAGCAAGCUCAGGUGUCUUCCAAAUGGGUCUUCCUCCAGCAGCUAUGUCCCUUUUCCCUCAAAUUGAAGCUGCAUUCGAUUCUUACCCUCGCUCGCAUGGUAUGGACAUUAAAUUUAUCACAAACUACAAAGGUUAUGGUGCUGAAGCAAAAACCAGAGCCUUGAUGUCCGGACUCAGAAUUCCUUUCGUUCCAAAGUAAUCUGCAUAUAUAUAGACUUUUAUUCAUAUCUUUC